AUAAACGCAGCGAACAAAACGCCAAAACUUGGUAGUUUAGUGUAUUCCUUCAAAUCCAUUUUUCCUCCAUCAAAACCAGAACACCCCCGACCCCUGUUCGAGGCUCUGAAAAAGAGAACUGGAGAAAAGCAAGCAUCCGCCGUUUGUGCAGAAAGUUGAGCCACCGCUCCUUCAAAUCUCCCAAACAAAAACAUCCAACCUUAAAAACAAGCAUCCCAUUUGACAAGGAAUUUUUUUUUUUUUAAAAUUUAAUUAUUGCUUAGAGUUACAGCUGAUAUGAGUGGAGUGGUGCUAGGCUUGCCAGGGCCAUGGGCUGAGCAUUAUCGUGAGCCCUCUGAUCAUUAUACUACGAAAAUUGGUGGACUUCCUGACUGGCCUCUUCCCAUUGAGGCUUUAAACCCCAGUCUUAUUCACUGCACUAAAUGUGGAAGUAAACUGUGUCUUGUUGCUCAGGUUUAUGCUCCAGUUUCAAGUGAAACUUUAAAGAUAGAGGAGCGUCUUCUUCUUGUUUUUGGUUGUGUGACACCAACUUGUGGUAGCACUCCUCUCAGUUGGCGAGCUCUUCGAAUUCAGAAAGUGGAAAAUGAUGCAAAAGAAUUUUCCUCCACUGCUACUCAGGAAAAAGUUCCUGCAGCUGCAUCUCCAGUUUCUGUUUCAAAAACUAACUGGUGGCAGAAGUUGGGUGAUGAGGAUGACGAAGAUGUGGAUCUGGAGGAUUUGAGUAAAGCAUUUUCUGAAGCAGCAAGCUUGACUUCUCAACCCAAGAAGACAAAUAGCAACCGGAAUUCUGAGACUGCUGUGAAGCAUCCUUCGCCUUUAACUGCACAGACAAUAAGGAUAGAUACUGAUACACCUGUGAUGCCUUGCUUCUACAUUUAUAGUCAGGCAGAACCGUCAUCAAAGAAUUUUGCUUCUAUGUAUUCAAAUUACACAUCACUUUCUGUCAAGGAGAAAGAAGGUGAUGUUGAUGAUCAUGGACAAGAAGAAACAUGGGAAGCAGAAAAUUAUGAAUACGAUAAAGCUUUGUCUGCUGACAGGACUUACCUCAAGUUCAAGAAACAAUUGGAUGCAUCUCCAGAGCAGUGUUUCAGAUAUGCAUUUGGAGGGAAGCCUCUUCUGGCUGUGGCAGAGGUGGGAGAUGCUGGGAAGUGUAGGCUUUGUGGUGCUUCAAGGCACUUUGAGAUGCAGCUUAUGCCCCCAUUAAUAUAUUUUCUUCAAGAAGAAGCUGAUGCUUGUCAUAAAGCUUCUCUAGAGAACUGGAAUUGGCUGAUGCUUGCUGUCUAUACUUGUUCCAAGAGCUGUUCUAAGCCAUUUGAUAAAGAGAAGUCCAACAGUGGCGAUUGGUUUGUGGUGGAGGAGACCGUUAUCGUGCAAUUUGAGAAACCCUUAAAUGAGUGUGCUCAACGCUAUUUCUCAUGAUUUAUUACGGUUGACGUGGACCAUGACGCACUGGCAUGUUAGGGACUGUCUAAAUUUGUAAAAUUCUAUUUGCUUAGGUGGUAGCAUUUGACUAAUCUUUCUGCUACUGCUAACAUUAUGAUCCCUCUUUGCUUUAGUUUAAAUUCUUUUGUUCAGAUUGGUUAGCUGAAUCAGUUAGCAUAUCCUAUGUACUU
Messenger RNA from Theobroma cacao (cacao), 1613 nucleotides. Its product is annotated as programmed cell death 2 C-terminal domain-containing protein. Gene Ontology annotation, cellular component: cytoplasm. The record is from RefSeq and is a predicted model, not a curated record. Lineage: Eukaryota; Viridiplantae; Streptophyta; Magnoliopsida; Malvales; Malvaceae.